Molecule: messenger RNA, 2211 nt
Organism: Naegleria lovaniensis
Lineage: Eukaryota; Heterolobosea; Eutetramitea; Acrasida; Naegleriidae
Exons: 2
Coding region: 1-2211 (736 amino acids)
Source: RefSeq, a predicted model, not a curated record
AUGGCUCAUGAUACUUCUCAGAAUUAUUCGAGCAUGAUUGAUAAGAUUGUUGUCACUUCUCAAAACUAUGCUGUCACUCUUCCAGUCCUUUAUCGUGCCUUAACUGCGAGUGUUCAUGUUUCGAGUGGAAGUUUACAUAAGGUCACUUCUAACUUGGCAACAGCAUUGGGAGAUACAAUUCUAGAACAACAACAAGAAAUAUCACAAUUUGGAUAUGUCAGAACCAAGACAUUUGACAACUCUCAACUCAUGUUAAAUAUCAUUUCCCAAAUGAUUACAUUCAACGGAACAGAAAAUGUGAGAGAAAAGUUCACCUCAUUACUUUCACAACAGGUAAUUUCUCAAAGUUCCUCUCUUUCCAAUGGUCGUCUCAAUCCUUCUCUCGUUCUCAAUUCAAAGAAUGUCAAUAUUACUCUUUCAAAAGUGAUUGUGGAUGCUUCUGUUGACAGUGCUACCAUCGAAAAUAAUAGUUCAUACGGAGAUAUUUCAUUAAGUUUGAAGAGCACAAAUGGAGCACCACAAACACUUUCACCUCGAAAUAUUGGACUUUGCUUUGUUUCUCUAGUCACCACAGAUCAAUUUUUACCUCUUGAAGCAUCAAGUAAUACUUUGAAAUCUCUUUCUAACAUUUAUGACUUUAAAUUUUAUGAAAAUGAUCAAUUGGUUAUUUUACAAAAUUUACAAUCACCCAUUAUUUUGAAAUUCAAAGCGAUGGAAAAUACAAGCACAUCAUCUCAGAAACAAUGGAUUGCUUGUAAAUAUUGGGACGAGGUCAACAGAAAUUGGAGUUCUAAUGGGUGCCAAUUUGCAGGUCUCGAAUCGGCAACCAAUAGGUUGAUUUGUCAUUGUUCUCACACGACCAAAUUUUCCACAUUUUUAGAAUUUAACAUGACACAAAUCAAUGACGAAUAUGGUAUCGUACGUUCGAAUAUUAUUUCUCUAUUCACUGCACAGAUCGCAUUUGGAUCGUUCUUCGUGUUAUGUUGUUUAGUCAUUUUUAUAUUUCUCAUUAUUUUCCGCAAUCAACAACCAGUGAAGAGUCGAUUAGUGACACCUUACUUGGGAAUUUUAGCAUUAUUUGUAGAAUCUGUACUCAUUUAUGUGACUCAUCGAUCCUUAAUUGUUGCCAAAUUCACUCAACCUAUUCCAUUAGAAAUUGAUGAAAAUUCAGAUGCUUCCUAUUUCAAUCAUAUUGCAACCAUAUUGGUGAACACUCUCAAUUUAACAGCAAUUUUCUCCUAUUUAUUACAAGUGUCACGAAUUCAAUUCAUGCAACAUCUCUAUAGAAAAUUACAAUUCAAUUAUCAUCAUGAACCAUCCAAUAGGAAAACAUCAUUCCUCAUUCGAAUGCUACGAAUCAUGACUUCAAAAACUCUCUUUUUCACCAGUUUAUUCAUUUUCGCAUUGAUCAAUAUAUUGUAUUGGACCUUAUGGGUGGUGUUGAGAAGAGUUUCAACCACAAGUACCAUUUUCAAUCCUAAAACCUAUGUUUCUAUUGUAUCCAUUUCAUAUGCAGUGGUGAUAUUAUUUUGUAGUGCAGUCAUUUCAUUGAUCUUGUGUUUGGAUUUUAUUCCAUCCUUAAUGAGAGAAGUGAAAUUUCAUUCGUCAUUGAACAAUUUGGAAUCAUCCAAUGAAGCUUCACAACAAAAGACAAAGAAACACAAUGUCCUGGCUUUAAAACCUUUGAGACCUAUUUGGAAUAUGGAUCGACCAUUGUACUUUAGAAUGGAAAUGAUAUUAUACUUGAUCAUGUUUGUGUUUUUGAUGGUUCAACAGGGAUUGGGAUUAGGAUGUGCCUUGUUUGAACGUUUUUGUGUGAAAGAGUUUUCUGUUGAGAAUUUAUAUGCUUGGAAAUAUUUGCAACGUUGUAAAGACAAACUCUUUGGCCAAGAUAUCUCCGUCAUCACUGAAAUUGUUCUCACUCUGAAUGACAAUUAUUUGCAAAGCGGAGCGGAAUACGAACUCAACGUACCAUCAUCCCUUAAAUCUCAAUUUAAAGUGCUGAGAUUGGCUCUGCAAGAGGCGACAACAUUCGAAAGCAAACACAAAGAAUUGAUUGAGAAGGUUUACUCGGACCUCAUUGAGAAUUUGCAAAUGAACUUGGGUGACACAUUCUCAAGAUACGAGAACACAGCUGAAUAUCUUUCAUAUAAGGAAAUUCAUUCCUUGCAAUUUGAGCUGAAUUCCAAUGUCAAGAUUGUGGAAGAAUAG